This is a messenger RNA of Colletotrichum higginsianum IMI 349063, 801 nucleotides long. RefSeq names its product Nicotinamide N-methyltransferase. The transcript has a single exon. Gene Ontology annotation, molecular function: protein-lysine N-methyltransferase activity. NCBI's taxonomy places the organism in Eukaryota, Fungi, Ascomycota, Sordariomycetes, Glomerellales, Glomerellaceae. The record is from RefSeq and is a predicted model, not a curated record. Gene Ontology annotation, biological process: peptidyl-lysine dimethylation. The coding region runs from base 1 to 801 and encodes 266 amino acids.
AUGAGCCCUGUCAGCGACGUCGCCGACGGCGACACGGGCGACCUCUUCGCCGACCCGGAGGACUACUACCCGCCUACUCCGCCGCCCACCUUUCAAACCCACACCCUGUCGUCGGGCCGCGUCCUCACCCUGCAUCUGGUCGGCUACUCCCCGACCGAGGCGCACCACCUCUGGAACGGCAGCCGCGUCGUCUCGGACUACUUCGAGGCCGACCCGACUCGCGUCAAGGGCCGGACGGUGCUCGAGCUCGGCGCCGGCGCCGGCCUGCCGUCGUUGACGGCGGGCAUCUUGGGCGCCAAGAAGGUUGUCGUGUCGGACUUCCCAGACGUCGACAUUGUGCAGACGAUGCAGAAGAACGUUGACGAGGCGGGCGAUCUGGAGGAUAUCGUCGUGCCCAAGGGAUACGUCUGGGGCGCCGACGUGAAGCCGCUGCUCGAGGUCCUCCCCGAGCCGGCAGUGGCGGCUGCGGGGGGCCAGGAGAAGAAGUUUGACGUGCUGGUGCUGGCGGACCUGCUGUUCCGGCACUCGGAGCAUGGCAAGCUCGUCGAUACGAUCCGGGACGCGCUGGCGAGGAGGAGGGAUAGCGUGGCGUAUGUCUUCUUCACGUCGUACCGGCCGUGGCUGCGGCACAAGGACCUCGCCUUCUUCGACGUGGCGAGGGAGAGGGGGUUCCUGGUCGAGCAGGUGCUGGAGAAGAAGCUGGAGAAGCCGCUGUUCGAGGAUGACCCGGGCGACGUCGAGGUGCAGAAGACCGUGAGCGGGUUCGAGGUGCGGUGGCCGGAGGAGCUGUUGGAGGGCUGA